Mycena citricolor is the source of this 1161-nucleotide messenger RNA. NCBI's taxonomy places the organism in Eukaryota, Fungi, Basidiomycota, Agaricomycetes, Agaricales, Mycenaceae. The record is from the annotation of a GenBank genome assembly.
ACUCUGUACAUUCUCAUUCGCAGCAUGCAUUCUGCCAGCGCGAUCAACCGUUCUGCAUGCAUUUGUUUAAACAGGCCUCGACAGACGUUGCUUCCCUUCUCAGGGUGUACCUGGGUCGACACACGCAUGCUCUCGCUUAUCGUCGUCGCCCUAUUCCUCUCCCAGGCAAUCGUUGCCGCGAGUUUCUCUCGUCCCCCUCCUGAAAUCCGUGGUCUCAAACUCAAGAGAGAACUGACUGAGAUCCCGACGACCUGUCAAGCCGGAUGUGCGCCUUUCGGGCCAUUUCUCACCGGUGCUUCUUGCUCGGUGACUCAAUGCUGCUUGUCUGCAUUCCAGAAGGGUUACUUUAACUGCUUUACGUGUGCCGGCACUGCGGUCAACGCAACGGACUAUACUCUUGCUCAGGAAUACGUCGACGUGCUGACAACGUCUUGCAUCGGUGAAGGCAUGGCUUUGCCCGUGUUGACUUUUCCCGGACAAGAUCAGAAUCGUGCCCUAGCUACUGCUUUGCCACCGGAUGCGUCCGCUGUCCCAGUGUUUGCUUCUGCCGCUGUCCCAACUUCAACUGCUCCGGUCCCAGCGGUACCCAGUCCGAGCAAAAGCAGCGCUGCUGGUCGCAAUCUGAAGGUCUCAGUCACAGUCGUAGGGUCGCUGGGUUUAUUGAGACUUUUCUUGUGAUUCCCGGUACAUCGGUUUUUAUACUUCAAUAUGUGGAGUUUCACAGUUCCAAACGAUCAUACGUUCAAAGACUUCUGCUGCCUUUUAUUGGUCUCCAUGGCAAACGCACGCUCCAUGGCUUUCAACCGUUCCAAUCUUUCUCCCUCCAGGUCUGUGCUGUUUUCACGCGCAAUUCCUUUGCCGUCAUCUCUCAGCUUGAAACCCUUCUUGAGCUUCAUCAUGCCAACAUAGCCCACUUCACUGACACCCCGCACGACCCGAUCCGCGUGUCGCUGGGCAGCUGUCAUAUGCACCAGUACAUGGGCCGGAGGGCCUUGGCGCGCUCGACGGAUGGUACAGGGUAAGAUUUCCCCAGCCCGCUCCCUGACCCGUUCUCGUGUCUUAUUUGCGAUCUUUGCACGACGCGCGGAGCGUAAAGUAUCCCGUAAUUCUGCGGUGACGGGCAUCUUCACCCGGUCGUAAUCGCGCUGUAGACUGGCUUGC